Molecule: messenger RNA, 1772 nt
Organism: Cynoglossus semilaevis (tongue sole)
Lineage: Eukaryota; Metazoa; Chordata; Actinopteri; Pleuronectiformes; Cynoglossidae
Gene: xbp1
Product: X-box binding protein 1
Biological process (GO): regulation of DNA-templated transcription
Cellular component (GO): nucleus
Molecular function (GO): DNA-binding transcription factor activity, RNA polymerase II-specific; RNA polymerase II transcription regulatory region sequence-specific DNA binding
Source: RefSeq, a predicted model, not a curated record
CGCAGCCACUCUGGAUCAGCAAGAGCAGUGAUUAUCGGACUGAUUGUUCCGGGGAAACCUUAGGGUUUCUAUUGUAAUUCCAAAGGAUACUUGGUUAUUUCUGAUUUCACACAACUUCAGUUGGAUAUUUCAACAUGGUAGUAGUGGCAGCAGGCACCGGGGCGGGACACAAAGUGCUCCUGAUAUCCGGAAAACAGAGCGGCUCACAGACCGGCUUCAGCCGGCCUUUAUCUGUCGUCUUACCGUCAUCCGCCAACCUGGCGUCGUCGGAUUCCGACUCGAACUCAUCUGCGGGGCCUCCCGUACGAAAAAGACAGAGGCUCACACACUUAAGUCCGGAAGAGAAAGCACUUCGCAGGAAACUUAAGAACAGAGUCGCAGCCCAGACAGCCAGAGACAGGAAAAAGGCCAAAAUGGGGGAACUGGAGCAGCAGGUCCUGGAGUUGGAGCUGGAGAAUCAGAAACUUCACAUUGAAAACAGACUGCUCAGAGAUAAAACGAGUGGCUUACAGACAGAAAAUGAGGAACUGAGACAGAGACUUGGGUUGGAUACCCUUGACUCAAAAGAGAAGGUUCAGGUUCUGUUACCCACCGGGAACGAUGCAGGUUUAGGGGUCGGGUCUUCUGAGCGCAGCACUCAGGCUAUGUGUGCCUCCGCAGCAGGUGCAGGCCCAGCAAUCCCUAAAUCUGAAGACUUCUCAAUGGAUACAGAUGGUCCUCACACUACAGACAAUGAGUCUGAUUUGCUCUUGGGCUUUCUGGACAUCCUUGACCCAGAGCUGUUCCUCAAGUCUUGUGAGCAGGAGUGCCAGGAGCCGGAGGUGCUGCUGGUCGGAGAGGGGAACCCAGUACCUGCCGCCGCACCUGCGCCUCUGGGGGCCCCAUCAGUUAAGCUGGAGGCCCUUAAUGAACUGAUCCAUUUUGACCACAUCUACACCAAGCCCGUGGAGCCGGUUAGCGAUGAGCAGUUCACGGACUCGGAGAGCGACAGUGAGAAGAUCGAAGAGGCUUCCUUCCCCGUGGCCGAGGUGGUGGUCGAGGAGGAGACCGUCUGCGUCAAAGAUGAGCCGGAGGAAGUGGUCAUCCCCAGCUGUGACAGUGAGAGUCAGGUGGAUGACUUCUUGUCCACGGCCCCCACCUCAGCUCUCGGCAGCCUGGAUAAGGAAGCCUGCCUAGCGGACACCUACAGCGACUCUGGAUAUGAAGGUCCCCCGUCCCCUUUCAGCGACAUGUCCUCCCCCCUGUGCUGUGAAAGCUCUUGGGAUGACAUGUUUGCUAAUGAACUCUUCCCACAGCUUAUUAGUGUCUAAAAAACCAACUCUUUGCCCCAUAAACGUACCGUAUAUAGUUAGCGUGUAGUGUUUAACUACACUUUAAGCAUAUGAUGCUUCAUAGUGGGACGCCUCUUCACCCACUUAUAGGCUAAUGUUAAGCACAUAAUCUCCUUGUAUUACAGCAGGUCUGUACCACUGAUACGUUGACUUGUGGGAUGUGGAGUUUCGUGUGCGCUUACUUUUAGCUUCAUACUUAAUUCACCGCAAAGGAUCUAAGAUUGAAUUCAAGUCUUUCACUUUUUCUUUUGAAGACACGUGGGUGGAAUUCAGUAUUUCUGUAAAUCUGUAAAGGGCACGGGGACCGAUCAUUUAAAUGUUAUUUAUUUGUAUACUCAGCUUCAGAGUCCUUGUAUAUGUACGCUUGUAAAAAAAAAAAAGCCUUCUAAUUUGUUGCUCUCCUUGUAGUCUAAUAUCUGCAAUAAAAAAACUGCAUUGCAA